AUGGACUACGACCCCGAAGGCGGCGCAAUCAAUGUGCGCUUCCUCCAGGCGGACAGCCAGCGCGCCCACUUCAUCGUGCAGAACUUCAACCUCGAGACGGCCAACUCGCUGCGGCGCGUCAUGCUCGCCGAGAUCCCCACGCUCGCCGUCGACGUGGUCGAGGUCAUGGACAACACAUCGGUCCUCGCCGACGAGUUCGUCUGCCACCGUCUGGGCCUCAUCCCGCUGAGCGCAAGGGGCGUCGACGACCUGCUGUACUCGCGCGACUGCGACUGCGAAGGCUACUGCGAUCAGUGCUCCGUCGUGCUCACCCUCAACGCGAAAUGCACAGGCAGCGAGAUCAUGAAGGUGUUUGCGCGGGACCUGGUUAUUGAGAGCAACAGACCAAACGACGAGGUGGGUCGGCCAGUCAUCACCGAUGCAGAGGGCACGGGCAGCUGUAUUGUGAAGCUGCGGAGGGGCCAGGCCAUACACAUGCGGUGCAUCGCGAAGAAGGGCAUCGCAAAGGAACACGCAAAGUGGGCGCCAAGUGCGGCGAUAGGCUUUGAAUAUGACCCAGCCAACAAGCUGCACCACCUGGACUACUGGCACGAGGAAGACGCGGAGAAGGAGUGGCCCAAAGACAACGACCGCAUCAACCUCGACGGCGGCCCCCCCAACCCCGACGAACCCUUCGACUACACCGCCGCCCCAACCCGCUUCUUCUACGACGUCGAAACAGUCGGCGGCCUCGACCCCGACCAGAUCGUCAUCGAGGGCAUCAAGACCCUGCAGACCAAGCUCGCCGGCAUCAUCAACGAGCUGUCGGGCGGCGCCCCAGACGGCGAUUUCGCAGGCGCUCAGUCCCCCACCCUGAAUGGCGCGGGCUUUGGCGGCCAGGAUGCUGGGUACACGACGCCUGGGUAUGGCGGGGCGAGUCAGUGGGGGGGUGCGGGCGCGGCGGGUGGGACUACGCCGUAUGGGGCUACGCCUUAUGGGCAGAGUUGGUAG
This is a messenger RNA of Dothidotthia symphoricarpi CBS 119687, 990 nucleotides long. RefSeq names its product DNA-directed RNA polymerase subunit D. Gene Ontology annotation, molecular function: protein dimerization activity; DNA-directed RNA polymerase activity. Gene Ontology annotation, cellular component: RNA polymerase II, core complex. The coding region runs from base 1 to 990 and encodes 329 amino acids. The transcript is spliced from 3 exons. The record is from RefSeq and is a predicted model, not a curated record. Lineage: Eukaryota; Fungi; Ascomycota; Dothideomycetes; Pleosporales; Dothidotthiaceae. Gene Ontology annotation, biological process: DNA-templated transcription.